ACACGCGUCACGUGAAAUACGGGAUAUUCAACCGAGUACGAAUGACGUUUAUGUUGUAAAUAUUAUGCAGCCCGUGAAUUGUGUGCACUAUUAUCUUCUGGUUGUGGGUUCGGAACAAGAUGUGGUGACUGGAAGGCGGAGGAGCGACCCGGUGUCAAAGUGUUUCUGGUUCCGUCGAUGACAGGAGAACACCGCCCUCUUCUACAGCUAGCUAGCCAACCUCAGUCUCUUUCUGCUGGGUUCUAGGAGGACGGACGGUUAGAGAAAAGGUUCUUCAAGGUCUCCCUCGGACAGCCAUGGCGUCCUUUGAAGCACCGCAACCCAAGGCCACAGACUGCGUCACCAAGGUGGCGCUCAACAUCGCCUGUGAUGAUCUGCUGGACAUGGACGCCUUCUCCAAGUCCGACCCCAUGUGCGUGGUCCUGUUGAACUCCUCGGGUCCUCACUGGUACGAGAUUGGGCGAACGGAGAAAAUCCAGAACUGCCUGAAUCCCAAGUUUUCCAAGAGCAUCGUCCUCGACUACUACUUCGAGGUGGUGCAGAAACUGAGGUUUGAAUUGUACGACAUCGACAGCGAAAACUGCACUCCAGAAGAAGCGGACUUCCUGGGACAGUUCGAGUGCACCUUGGGACAGAUUGUGUCCUCGAAAAAACUAACGAAACCUCUUGUGAAGAGAAACAAGACACCAGCAGGGAAAGGAACGAUAACCAUUUGUGCAGAGGAGAGAAAUGACAACAGGGUGGUGGCGUUGGAAGUUGCUGCCAGGUCACUGGACAAAAAGGACUUUUUUGGCAAGUCCGACCCUUUCCUGGAGUUUUACAAGCAGACAGAAACUGGAUGGCAGCUUGCCCACAGGACAGAGGUGGUGAAAUGCAACCUAAACCCCAUAUGGAAGCCAUUCAGAAUCCCGAUUCAGUCCCUCUGCGACGGUGACGUGGAAAAAUCUAUAAAGAUCGACUGCUACGACUACAACAACAGUGGCUCGCAUGAUUUCAUCGGCUCCUUCCUCACGUCACUCUGUCAGAUACAGCAGGCGUGUCAGUCAUACGCUGCGGAGUUUGAAUGCAUCAACAGCAAGAAGAAGCAGAAGAAGAAAGGCUACAAAAACUCUGGAAUUAUCAUCAUAAAACAAUGCAAGAUAGUGAAGGAGUACACAUUUCUGGAUUACAUAAUGGGCGGCUGUCAGAUUAACUUCACAAUUGCUAUCGAUUUCACGGGCUCCAAUGGGGAUCCCAGUUUACCCUCAUCUUUACACUACAUCAACCCUCAAGGCUACAACGAGUAUCUGGCAGCGAUCUGGGCAGUCGGUAACGUCAUCCAGGAUUAUGACAGUGACAAGAUGUUCCCCGCCUUUGGUUUUGGCGCAAAGCUUCCUCCAACAUGGCAGGUCAGCCAUGAGUUCCCCAUCAACUUCAACCCCUCAAAUCCAUUCUGUGCAGGCAUAGAGGGAGUGAUCUUUGCCUAUCAGCAGUGUCUGCCUCAGGUGAAGCUCUAUGGUCCAACAAACUUCGCUCCAAUCAUCAAUCACGUGGCCCAUUUUGGCAGAGAGGCCUUACAGCAGCAAACCGCCUCUCAAUACUUCGUCCUGCUGAUCAUCACCGACGGAGUCAUCACCGACAUGGAUCAGACGCGCACGGCCAUCGUCAACGCCUCGCGGCUGCCCAUGUCCAUCAUCAUUGUCGGCGUGGGAGCGGCGGACUUCAACGCCAUGGAGUUCCUGGACGGAGACGACGGAGUCCUGCACUCGGCCACGGGCGAGGCCGCCAUGAGGGACAUCGUGCAGUUCGUGCCAUUCAGGCAGUUCCAAAACGGUCCUCAGGAAGCUCUUGCUCAGAGCGUCCUGGCAGAAGUGCCGGGCCAGGUGGCGGGCUUCUUCAAUACCAUGAAACUGAGCCCACCUCACAGCAACGAUCCUCCCUCUGACCACCUGGCAUCGGCGCCCCCUAGUGAUGCAUGCUGAGAACCAAACUUCCUCCGAAAGAAUGACGAGUCCCCUUCAACUCUGAAGCCUCUUUGUUAAGGCGCGUCAGUGUUUUGAACCUAGCCUAGCAUGGCUUAUGCCGAGGAAUGGACAUGUUGCGGUAUGUUAACACUUUGCAGCUGUUUUAUAUAACACUCACAUUUACCAGGCUUAUCCUCGUUAAACGAGACAUUUUAUGACAUUACAUAUAUUUGCUGACACAGUCUUACGGCACUCCGUCACUGUUCUUUAACCUGCAUCUUCAGCCCACCUCUAUUCUGCCUGUGUCAGAGUUGAGGUGCAUCUUUCUUCCGCUGUGUCUCCUUUGCCAUUGUUACACAGUCUGUUAAAUCAAAUUAGCCCUUCAGAAACCAUAAAAGAUGGUUUUGCUGUAUGAGGAAGCAAACAGCAUCUCAUCACAGAAAUACUUACAGAUUUUAUUUUCUCAUAAGAUGUGUUAAAUUAUUUUAGUUUAACUAAAAAAUAAAAAAAAGAAAACACCAAAUAAAUUGGGUAGAAAUACUUGUUUAAACUUUGGUUAAUAACUACAACAUUAGGUUUGUAACCCUCGUGUUUCUUGCGCUGUAAUUUUUAAAAGGGAGAACAUUGAGAACUAUUGCUUCUAUAAGUAAAGUGUUUAUUUAGCAGGUACUGACUUAGUAGCAGUCGUGGUUUUUGAUCUGAGUUGUAUGACUCACCACCCAGACUGGCAUGACCUACAUCUAAAAAAGGUUACCAGUUUUAGAUGAUUUGGUUGAUUGAUUGAUUGAUUCAACCAAAUCAAUCAAUAGAUGAAAUGUUUUGAAUAAAUUCAUGUUUUAUUUUUCCAAGAAUGAGGCAGCUAAUAUCGGCCAUCUCCUCAGUCUAUCAGUGCUGAAGUCCGAUGAUAUAAACUUAGUUUUCUCCUUGAUCCCCAUUUUACUGCAGUUACUUCCUUGUGGGUCUCUAUAUGUUAUGCGGUCCCACAAAAUGUAAAUAGGUCUUAGGUGUCAAAGCGAAAGCUUGUCAAAUGUUUACAAAAUGGAUCAGCUAUAUGUCACUAUUAAUAAUGAUUUGUGCAGAAUCAAAUUUAUGCUUAAUUUGACUGAUCACUUGGUGCUUCUAUGCAAGUGGACUGGUUCUUUAUUAGCAUAAUCAGGGAGACCUAAUAGAGAAAAUGUUUUACACACUAAACAUAUGCACAUAAUAGAAGAUGUUCACUUUGCCUUAACAAGCGACCAACUAGAGAACCCUUGUAUGUACAUUUUAUAAUUUAGUAAAAAUGUAAAAAUUCAUUUUUGACUCAUGUAUUGCCUUAUGUCAUAUCUCUUUGUUAUAUGUGUUGAUUCUGUCUGUACUUUGUUUUUGUUCCAUGCUAUGCAAAAUGAAAAUCAAGAUGAUCAAAUAAUUACUGGCUUAUGAUGUUUAAUCAAAUAUGUAACAAUUGGUAUAUGAGACAGGCUUACAGUGAUUCAGAUACACAAUGGCAUUUAUGUAGAAUGUUAGUUGUUAUAUAUUAACAUCCAUAGUCAAUUAUCAGUUUUCUGAUAGUCUUACAAGUCAUUCCUCAAGAAAACAACAAAACACUCCUAUAUUGUUCAUAACAAGUAAAUACUAAAAGAUUCAGCAUGUUGGAUGUCUGUUUUUCUGUUCUUUUUACAUUUGCUAAAAUACCAACAA
This is a messenger RNA of Poecilia latipinna (sailfin molly), 3620 nucleotides long. Its product is annotated as copine-3-like. Lineage: Eukaryota; Metazoa; Chordata; Actinopteri; Cyprinodontiformes; Poeciliidae. Bases 297 to 1961 code for a protein of 554 amino acids. The record is from RefSeq and is a predicted model, not a curated record. The transcript has 16 exons. Gene Ontology annotation, biological process: cellular response to calcium ion; ERBB2 signaling pathway. Gene Ontology annotation, molecular function: receptor tyrosine kinase binding; calcium-dependent phospholipid binding. Gene Ontology annotation, cellular component: plasma membrane.